Protopolystoma xenopodis is the source of this 228-nucleotide messenger RNA. The record is from the annotation of a GenBank genome assembly. Lineage: Eukaryota; Metazoa; Platyhelminthes; Monogenea; Polystomatidea; Polystomatidae.
AUGGAGGAGAGAAAGGAUCACUUUCUGCUCUUGGUCCCCUUCCAUUUUUGCGUGAAUGAGCCGAAAAAUGCACGUGACUUUGGCCAUUCACGCCAAGUGUCGACUGGAAUUGAUGAUGGUUUAGCGACUGUUGGAAAAAGUGGCUCAACUAAAGCCUAUGAUGAUUAUGAUGAGUCCAGGAUUCAAGUCGUCCCGCGAGAGAUAAUGAAGCAGAAAGGCUGGGCUUAA